UGGAAUAUGCAGCAAUCAAAAGCAAACAAGACGUAUGAUAUACGCAAACAACCUCGCGAAUAAAGUUUACAAAAAGCUGUCUAUCAAAUUGGGAUUUUUGUUACGAAGUUAGACACGACAUAUUUUACUAUUCAGAUACGCAAUAAUAUUUGUUACACACUUAUUUUUCAAAAUUGAUUUGUGAGACCUUCCUGAACGGAAAAUUCCUCGAACUUUUAAUUUUCGAUGGGUCCGUCUUGGGUGAACCGACUGACAGGAAGAAGAAAGACCACAAACCCACAAACCCCAAAAUUUGCGAAAUUCAUUAAUUCAGUUAAUUCUGCCUACAUUCACUUUUAAAAAGUUUGGUGGAAACACCUUUAUUUACUAGUUAGUUAAACAAGUGUUUUGAACACUUGUCUUAUCUUUUUAAAAAAGAAAAAAGAAAAAAAAAGUAAAAAUAGUUACCAAGAUGAGAUUCGAACACACGACGACUCCCGUGUCGGUGCUCAGAGAGGCAAAAAUUUCCAUUCUUGUAGGACACAUUUGCGUUUUAAUACAAGCUCACGAGCUUGUAAAAAUGAAGCAGACAAAGUUAAAAAUAUCAAACAAAAUUAAUAUGCAUAAUAUUAAUUUUGCAUAAUAAUAUAAAUUAAUAUAUACAAAGUACUUGCUAUUGUUUCUGACUCAUAUUUGUGUGAACCACGCAUUACAGUCUGUUUAUUGUUGUUAUUAGAAAUCAACUAAAAAUAUAAUAACACACCACAGCAUGAACAACUGACUGAAGAAGGUGUUUCGAAACAUGAUGAUAUGAGCAUGGAGAACAAUAACAAUGCAUUACAUGCUGAAACAAUGCCUGAAUCUCAAUCUCCGCAAUCUGACAAUCUAACUUCAGUAGUACUGAAUGGUCAGUCGAUAACUAAAGACAACUUACCAAAAAUCACUGCGAGAUUCACCGGGCACAGUCUUUCCAGUGCGUGCAGUAGUAUAUUAAAAAAUGUUCUGAACAACAAGGAGAAAAUUUCCUAUGUUGUCUCAUCUGAUCAAACGCUCAACAAAACACCGUUACAGGUAGAAGUUACUGAAACUGUGACUGAUGCUGAGGAUGACGGCGACCAAAGCGAUAUCUGUAGCCUGCCAGAAUGUGAUUCUGAUCUUCUUGAGGUCAAGCCAGAUGCGCCUCAUAUUGACGAGUUAUCACAUCUCACCGGUACACAACAUUCUUCGAUAUUGCCAGCUAGUUCUUCUCAACCAAACGAGUUACUUAAAGAAACAGAUCCUAUCAACACUGAAUACUCCUCCACAGAGGCUAGUCCGAAAAGCAUCGAAGACAAUGACUUUCGGAGAGAAGGAAACAAAGAAAUCGCCGAUUUCCAAGUAUUGACAACAAACACUAUUGAAGAUGGAGUUGACAGGGUGGAGAAUACAGGUGUAGAUGUUAGGCCUACCAACGGUAAUAGUCAGCCUAUUUCUGCUAUGCCAUCCGACGAACCAGUAGCUAAGAAAGUCUGUAUUAGUGAUAGUAUACCGAAUACAACGCCGUUCUUAUUGAUGCAGAAGAUGCUACGUGGUGAAACAGAACUUUGUUUACCACCAGAUCCUAAACAUUGGACGAAGGAAGAAGUGUCUGAAUUUAUGAAAUGGUUGGUAAUUCUACUCAAAACAGAAGAGCCACUCAUACCGUAUGAGAAUUUCCAGAUUGAUGGGAAGUUGUUGUUCAAAAUGCGAAAGCGGAAUUUACAGAGGUUGUUUCCAGAAGUAGCCGUGGACUGUUUGUGGAUGCAUGUGGAAGCUUUGAAGUUUGCUAGCGUGACAACUUUGACGAAUUCUACUCCUCUUGAUCGUUGUAUUGAUGCAUCAACAACACCAGCAAAAAUUGUUACUGGACAAUCAAAUCCAGCUUCUUCCUACCCUGAGAAUUUGAGUCCUGCAAAUAAAGUGAAAGCUUCAACUGAAGGAUAUUCGUCUCCUGGUAGCGGUCAAAUUCAACUAUGGCAGUUUCUUUUGGAACUCUUAACAGAACGAAAUAUGUGCCAUAUCAUCAGCUGGGUGGGAACAGAAGGUGCAUUCAAACUAGUGGAUCCCGAACGGGUUGCCCAGUUAUGGGGCGAGCGAAAAAACAAACCGUCUAUGAAUUACGAGAAGUUGAGUCGAGCAUUGAGGUAUUAUUAUGAUGGAGAUUUAAUUCAUAAAGUUUGCGGUAAGAGGUUUGUGUACCAGUUUGUUUGUGAUUUAAAAAUGUUGCUAGGUUACAGUGCAGCCGAACUGAGUAGGCUAGUUAAAGAAAGUUCACCUGACACGAGUGUGGACGACUAACCCGGUGGAAACUGUUAUGUUGAAGCAUGUGACAAAAGGAAAAGUUUAUUUAUAUGAGAAAUUUUGCUUACCAGUUUUAGAUAAUUUAAUUUGCUCUUAAUUUUUAAGAAGAAAAUUUACUUUUUUGUUAUUGUGAUUGCGGUAGCUGCAUCGUAGUUUGCGAUUAAUCAACUAUUAAAAUUCUACUAGGAGAAACUAAAUUUAAAUUUAUGAAAAAUUUAUGAAAAAUUUAUGAAAAAUUUAUGAAAAUUUACGAUUAUUCUCAAAAGUAUAUAAUUUUGUA
Messenger RNA from Hydractinia symbiolongicarpus, 2578 nucleotides. RefSeq names its product DNA-binding protein Ets97D-like. The transcript is spliced from 8 exons. Lineage: Eukaryota; Metazoa; Cnidaria; Hydrozoa; Anthoathecata; Hydractiniidae. The coding region runs from base 790 to 2295 and encodes 501 amino acids. Gene Ontology annotation, biological process: regulation of transcription by RNA polymerase II; cell differentiation. Gene Ontology annotation, molecular function: DNA-binding transcription factor activity, RNA polymerase II-specific; sequence-specific DNA binding. Gene Ontology annotation, cellular component: nucleus. The record is from RefSeq and is a predicted model, not a curated record.